Molecule: messenger RNA, 2890 nt
Organism: Ictalurus punctatus (channel catfish)
Lineage: Eukaryota; Metazoa; Chordata; Actinopteri; Siluriformes; Ictaluridae
Exons: 14
Coding region: 448-1881 (477 amino acids)
Biological process (GO): actin filament organization; regulation of Rho protein signal transduction
Molecular function (GO): small GTPase binding
Source: RefSeq, a predicted model, not a curated record
CAGGGAUACACACCACACGAUUGCGAUACUGAGGUUUAAAGUUCAUCCUCCACUCAUAGAAAACACUGCUGCAUAUCAAAUGAGAUGACCUCAUUUUUAAUGCCAAAACCUGGAUACGAGGAAAUAAUGAUACUAACAUGUUACUUGUCGGGGACAUUAAACAUCAUUGCGCAAAACAGGAAAAGUUCACCUAAAGAUCUGGCUCAAAGAGUCGACUCAUUCCUGAACGACUCAUCACCUGUAAUGAAUCCUCCUUCCUUAAGUGAAAGUGUUUCUCCCUCAGACUCGACUACAUUUUGUGGAGCAGUUGGAAAAAGGUAGAAACGGUGAUAUUAAUCUCACACAACAAGGAUUGUUGACUAAAGGAGUGUGCUCCAUUCCAGCAGAAGAGAUCAGACUCUUCAGGACUCAGCUGUGUGUUUGUGCAAACUUUACUAAUUUUCAAAGAUGGAGACCCCUGAUCUGGACACAGAUAAUGUUUCCCCACACUCAAAAACCAGGCAUGUUGGUCAUGUAGGCUGGGAUCCUAACACAGGAUUUGAUGUUAAUAAUCUAGACCCAGAACUGAAGAACCUGUUUGACAUGUGCGGUAUUUCUGAAGCCCAGCUAAAAGACCAGAAGACAUCAAAAGUUAUCUAUGAUUUUAUCGAGAAAAAAGGAGGCGUGGAGGCUGUAAAGACUGAGAUCAGAAGACAAGCCCCUCCCACUCCUCCUCCGCCCUCACGAAGUGGUGUUCCUCCUCCUCUCCAAAUGACUAAAGGAGUGUCUAAAAUGUUGUUCUGUAAACUCCAUGGAAAGAGAUCAGAAUCACCAGCACCCAGCCGUAUCUCAGUGAAGAGUGAUGAGUCUAUGUUCAUGCCUCUGAAUUUUAAAGAUGGAGACUCCUCACUUCUACACGGGCAUGUUGGUCAUGUAGGCUGGGAUCCUAACACGGGAUUUGAUGUUAAUAAUCUAGACCCAGAACUGAAGAACCUGUUUGACAUGUGCGGUAUUUCUGAAGCCCAGCUAAAAGACCAGAAGACAUCAAAAGUUAUCUAUGAUUUUAUCGAGAAAAAAGGAGGCGUGGAGGCUGUAAAGACUGAGAUCAGAAGACAAGCCCCUCCCACUCCUCCUCCGCCCUCACGAAGUGGUGUUCCUCCUCCUGUCCAAAUGACUAAAGGAGUGUCUAAAAUGUUGUGCAGUAAACUCCAUGGAAAGAGAUCAGAAUCACCAGCACCCAGCCGUAUCUCAGUGAAGAGUGAUGAGUCUAUGUUCAUGCCUCUGAAUUUUAAAGAUGGAGACUCCUCACUUCUACACGGGCAUGUUGGUCAUGUAGGCUGGGAUCCUAACACAGGAUUUGAUGUUAAUAAUCUAGACCCAGAACUGAAGAAGCUGUUUGACGUGUGCGGUAUUUCUGAAGCCCAGCUAAAAGACCAGAAGACAUCAAAAGUUAUCUAUGAUUUUAUCGAGAAAAAAGGAGGAGUGGAGGCUGUAAAGACUGAGAUCAGAAGACAAGCCCCUCCCACUCCUCCUCCGCCCUCACGAAGUGGUGUUCCUCCUCCUGUCCAAAUGACUAAAGGAGUGUCUAAAAUGUUGUUCAGUAAACUCCAUGGAAAGAGAUCAGAAUCACCAGCACCCAGCCGUAUCUCAGUGAAGAGUGAUGAGUCUAUGUUCAUGCCUCUGAAUUUUAAAGAUGGAGACUCCUCACUUCUACACGGGCAUGUUGGUCAUGUAGGCUGGGAUCCUAACACAGGAUUUGAUGUUAAUAAUCUAGACCCAGAACUGAAGAAGCUGUUUGACGUGUGCGGUAUUUCUGAAGCCCAGCUAAAAGACCAGAAGACGUCAAAAGUUAUCUAUGAUUUUAUCGAGAAAAAAGGAGGAGUGGAGGCUGUAAAAGAGUGAGAUCAGAAGACAAGAUGAAGAUGAUGAUGAUGAUGAUGAAGAUGACUUCGAGGAUGAGUAGGACUAGCAGCACUUUCUCCCCCCAGCUGAUCACGGCAUCUGAAAUGAAAACACUAAACUGUUUUCAGUCUCUAAAUCAUACUCUGAUUAUAAUUGAAAUCUUUGCUUUUUCUAUUAAUCUAUGUAAUACCUCAUUUCAUCAGGAAAAGGCUGGUCACAUUUUACCUUCCUAUAGGUUUCUUUAUCUUUAUCAUAUACUUCUCAGUGUGAAAUUUACAUCAUGUUUUCUUGACUUGUAGUGUGGAAAGGGUUUUUUUUUUUCUUCUGAUCCAUCUUUUUACCAAAGAGAAGUGAAAGGAAAAAAUUUAAUGUUGGCAAAUUUUACUGGAAGCGGGAACAGUAUUUGCAUACAUCUUUCUUCUGUACCUCACAUUUUCUAAAUUCAGAUUCUAGCGUUUUGUCAUUAUUUUCUUAAAAUCUUAAAGUUUGAUUUGUAUAUUUUUACAUUCAUUAAAGUCUAAAUCUGCUAUGUGAAUAGAGAAUAAUAUUACAGAGAUAUGAAAAAAAAACAAAAAAAAACAUUAUCAUGCUUGAAAAUUUCUUGCAACAUCGGUUGCUAUAGCAUUGUACUUUUUGGUUAUGUUUUUUUUUUUUUUUUUUUUUUUUUAAAGAGACCCAGAAAUAUUUUAUUUCUGAUAUUCUGAGAAUUGUUGGUUUAUUUUAGUCAACUGUGUUCAAAUAUUUUUAAAUAAAUAAAUACAUAAAUAAAUGUCAGCUCAGCCUUAAAGCUUUCAUGUGUCAUGCUAAUGACAUAUAUGCUGUGAUGCUUUAUUAAUUCCUCAUAGACAUCCCAGCCAUUAAUCUGACUACAGACUAAAUACCUUCUUUUUACUUUUUUUUUUGUCUGAGAUUUAUGUAUGUAUCAGGAAACUGCAAAACAUUGGAAAUUGGAAGUGUUGAGAUGAGAUUUAUUAAAUUGUGCACUCACUCAAAUAAAUGUCAAUAUUUA